Messenger RNA from Alternaria atra, 1422 nucleotides. RefSeq lists its product as uncharacterized. NCBI's taxonomy places the organism in Eukaryota, Fungi, Ascomycota, Dothideomycetes, Pleosporales, Pleosporaceae. Bases 1 to 1422 code for a protein of 473 amino acids. The record is from RefSeq and is a predicted model, not a curated record. The transcript has a single exon.
AUGUUCUUCGGACGUAUUUUUUCAACUGAUCCCUCCAACUCCAUCGUGAGCGCCAAUCACCCGGUCUCAAUCUUUACCUUGAUGUUGUUCGAUGAUGAGGACCUGAUUGACGCUUUCCAUCUUCUCCUGGGCGAGAUACAAUAUAGGGAACAUUACCUUAUGCUGGUCAGUGGAACGGCCGGACUCAUGAAGACAGCCCAAAACAUUAUGGAAUUGGUUUUCAGAGAUCACGGCGGCUGGGCUUUCCUCCGGCUAGGACAGGACCAGCAGUACUUCCUCCAGCAAAUGCAGCAACAGAAUCUCUUGAACCUACCGCAACAGAACUUCGCGAUCAGCCAGAAACCUCAACAGUCGAUUGAGUAUCGCCAACAGAUAGCAACACCAAUGAUGGGCCAAGCUCCCAGUCAGGACAUCAUAGAGCGCCAGCAGGGAGCCCCAAUUACCAAUCAACAGCAAGCAUCUUCGAAUCCAGACAAACACAGGUUCUUUUUUGAGAGGUUCAAUAAGGAUAAUGAGCAUAACGAGAAGAUGAAGAACAGGUAUGCCGACGAGUUGGCUCUCAAGGCGAGGUCGGAGUUAGAAGCUGAGGAGAAGAAGGCUGUCGAGAUCGAGAAAGAGAACGCUUGUAAGCUUAAAGAGGCGGAGGAAAGACUGAAGAAGACCAGAAUCGAGAACGAGAGGAAAGAAGGGAUGCUAAUGCGCACUGAUGAAGCGGUAAGCAGGGCAGAGGAGCUGAAGCGACAAGUGCGUGAGAUGACGGAAAAGGCAGAGCAGGAAAAGCGCGAUUCUGAAGGAAGGAUUGAAGAGCGGCGUCGGGAAGCAGCUGCAAAAAGGGAUCGAUAUAAGCAGCGUUUGUUCGAUGACUCUAGAAACCGACUAGAUGAGUGGGAUGGGAACAGUUAUGCCUAUGAGAACAGUCAGACCCAGCGCGGCUUUAACGAUCGGACAAUGGGACGUGGGCAUGGGGAGCGUGUAGGGAGAGAUACCAGGGGGAACAAUUGGUACGUCGAUGAAGACAAGAAGCGAGAAGAGAAUUACAGGCAGCGAAUGCUAUUGGACAACGUAAUAGCUCAUGAACCUUCUCCGGCUCCACCGGAGUACAUCGUUCCCGAAAGCGAUGACGACUCCUCCGAUAGCGACGAAGAGAAGAGGCAAGAUCCAUACAAGCUUAUCGGUCUACCUGACAGGGAGCGAACACCAUUGAAAGACAUCGAAAUUAACCAACGCAUAUUGAACGGAAUCCACCAGAAAUCAAUUGAGGCUGCAGUGUCAGAAGUUGCGAGGAGGCAUGCUGAGAAACAUUUGAUCGAGAUCAAGUGGGCAGCAGACAUUCUUUUGGAUGAGAUGAACAAGAGGGCUUUUGAUGAGGAUAGUGCCAUAUACCCCCACGAACAGCAAAUUUGGAAGAAGAAGAGCAAGUGA